AAAUAAAUAAAGGCGUUGCAUGAGCACUGGUGAAGGGCGCUUUGGCUGCAUUGAGCACUUGCAAUUUUGAGGUGAUCAAAUUCUGUCCAGGCUCCUGGUUGCAACAUACGGUAACAUAUCGUGCUUUGUGUUGACAUGUCCUGGACUCGCACACACAAACUCAGGGCUAUGAAAUAAAGAUAAUAUAAAAAUACAACAGACCAGAGUCACAGAUACACAAUCUGGGAAAGUAAAACUUAACUUUGUGAGUCUAAUUGCAAUGUGUUUAGACACAUUUAUAUAUGAUGGGGCCAAAGAUCACCUCUUUUACAAAUUAGAUUCAUGAUCAUUCAGUAGUUAUCAAGAUUGUACUACCCGCUGUAGCACAAUCGGAGACGCACCCGAGGCUGCUGCGAGACCAGUGGAGAUCCUCGACCCCACAAGAGCCCCAGGCGCCUAUACCGGAUUCCAUUUUCAGUUCAGGCCCAAAUCCCCGGGGAUUGGUGGAGGCGGAGGCGGGGCUCAGUGGCCUGGGCUGACCGCGGUCACUGGGAAUGGGUCUCACACCCUCCAUUGUAUACACAGCUGCGACCUGGACCCGGACUGGAGCCUCCUCCGCGGGGAUGAACACACCCUACGACUACGCCAGUUACCUCCUCAUAAACCAGCAACUGCGCUCUUGGACAGCACCGGACAAGGCGGCUCAGAUGCUCUGGCGGAGAAACACGCAGAGCUGCUCAAAACCUACCUGCAGGGAAGGUGGGCGGAGCGGCUCAGCAAAGGCCUUAAGAAUAGGAAGGAGACGCUGCAGUGCGCGGGUACCAGCGGCCAAGGGGCGCCUCCCUGAUCUCCUGCAGAUCUGCCCGAACCACCUUCUAAAAGAAGGGGAGGAAAAUGGGACCAACGCUAAAACAUCCCCCUCUCUCUUGUCCUGAGGAGGAAGAGUCCUCCUGGGUUUCCAGAUCCUACACCAGAGAGUGACUGAGGGCCUGCCCUGCACUCUGGGACAAUAAAGGAUGAAGUUUCUGAGGGAAAGGAGGGGAAGACAAUACCUGGAAUACUGAUCAGCUGUCCCCUUUGUCCCCGCAGCAGCCUUGGGCACCAGGAAUUUUUCUCUCAGGCCUUGUUCUCUGCCUCACACUCAAUCUGUAUUUGUGGGUCUGACUCCAGCUCUUUUAAGUCCCUCAGCCUCCGCUCAGGUCAGCACCAGAAAUCUUUGUUCCGGCCUCAGACACUAGAACUUUCCAAGGAAUAGGAGAUUUCCCCAGGUGCCUGUCCAGACUGGUGUCUGAGUUGCUCCCUUCCCCACUUCAGGUGUCCCAUCAAUUCUCAGGAUGGUCCCAUGAAGUGGAAUGUCCCAUAAGGAAUGCAAAGUGCCUGAAUGUUCUGACUCUUCCCCUCAGAACCCCAAAAGACACACAUGACCCACCACCCCAUCUCCAACCAUGAGGCCACCCUGAGGUGCUGGGUCCUGGGCUUCUGCCCUGUGGAGAUCACACUGACCCAGUAGCGGGAUGGGGAGGACCAAAUGUAGGAUGCAGUUUAUGGAGACCAAACCUGCAGGGUACAGAACCUUCCAGAAUUGGGCCGCUGUGGUGGUGUCUUCUGGAGAGGAGCAGAGAUACACAUGCCAUGUGCAGCACAAGGGGCUGCCAGAGCCCCUCACCCUGA
Macaca mulatta (Rhesus monkey) is the source of this 1650-nucleotide messenger RNA. NCBI's taxonomy places the organism in Eukaryota, Metazoa, Chordata, Mammalia, Primates, Cercopithecidae. The record is from RefSeq and is a predicted model, not a curated record.